CCAAAACAUAGCCUGCUUCUAAAGAUGCGGCGUCUAAUGAAAUGAGUUCGCUUCCAUCGAAUCAGCGUGACAUCGUGUGUUGCCCAUGGGCGUUAAUUUUCACCGUCUAGUACCUGGCACAUGGAUCAGUUGGGUUCUUGGAGUGACGGCAUGAGGUGCGCGAUUUCGGUACUUCUUUGGCUUGGAGCCUUCGCCGUGGUUCAGGGCAAUCGCACCCACCUGGUGGAGACUUCCGGCUCCUUCGAGAAUCGCAUUCUGUCGCGACGGGUGCGGGGAUUGGUCUUUCCGGACAAGGCUUCGAUUCUGCUGACCGCCGCCUUGACCAAAAUCAUCGUGGGCGGACGACCCAGUGGCCUGCAGUACAGCCUGGAGUUUGACAUCUACGUUCCACUUCCCGACACCGUUGAGGGCUGGCAGCCAAAGAUUCUGAAGAGGCUAAAACCCAAACACAAGCCCACGCCAAAACGACGCUUGGACUGGUCUUAUUACAAACGACCUUCAAGCUACUAUUCAAACUAUUCUUCACCUUAUAAAAAUGGGUAUUACUCCAGGCCCUCAAGCAAAAGCGAAAAUUUCUACCAAACGAAAUCAAGUCCUGCCUUAAAUAGGGAUUUAUUCUACCAAACUCCCUUGCAUUUAUCAUCGCCCAUUAAAAGCAAGAAUUACUAUCAACCCAGGGAAGAGGUCUAUAAACCAAGCGAUUCAUUCCAUCAAGCUUCCUGGCAACUAUCUUCGCCCAUUAAUCGCAAAAAUUUCUAUAAACCCAGAGAAGAGAUCUAUAAAUCAAGUACCGCAUUAAAUAGGGAUUCUUUCUACCAAACUCCCUGGAGCUUAUCAUCGACUACCAAUCGAAGAAGCUCUUAUCAACCCGAUGAAAAGGUCUACGAAUCCUGGACUCAAGUGCCCAGUUGGAAGUUAAAUCGGGGAUAUAGAGAGCGUAGGGAAAUUUUCGAUCAGUUCGAGGCCAUGGGAAAAGUUUUCCAGUUGGAUCUUAGGUCUUGCAUCAAGAGAGUCAUGUGCGAACUUAGAGCCAAGUUCAGUGCAGGCCAUGAUCAAGGUUUCCUGAUGGAGGAUCUUAUGCGGAUUGUGCUGACAGUGCCCGAGGAGAUAGGCGACGCCAAGUACAGACAUCGCAUGGAUGUCAAGGAUUGUGCCCGCUUCUACUCCCCAAGUUGUCCCUACAAUGUUUUAGAUUUCCUCACCCAGAGUGGCAAAAAAAUGUGAACUUAGUAAGCGAGAAACAAACUUU
Drosophila elegans is the source of this 1249-nucleotide messenger RNA. RefSeq lists its product as uncharacterized. The transcript has 8 exons. Lineage: Eukaryota; Metazoa; Arthropoda; Insecta; Diptera; Drosophilidae. The record is from RefSeq and is a predicted model, not a curated record. The coding region runs from base 121 to 1224 and encodes 367 amino acids.